This is a messenger RNA of Meloidogyne enterolobii, 1061 nucleotides long. The record is from the annotation of a GenBank genome assembly. NCBI's taxonomy places the organism in Eukaryota, Metazoa, Nematoda, Chromadorea, Rhabditida, Meloidogynidae.
GGGAUGACAACGAUAAUUCUGAAUCUUCGACAAGUUCAUUACCUAGAAAAAAGAGUAAAAGUGAUAUAAACAAAUUUCAAUUGGGAAUGGAAUUACAAAUGGAAAUUGAUCAAGGCAAAUAUUUGUACAUCAAAUAUCAAAACUGACGAGGACUUUUUGUUUACUUAUUCAUAUCGUAUCAGACGUUCAAAAUAUCGACAAAUUCAAACAUUAAAUUUAAUUCGAGUAAUGAUUGAUUUUCUACAACUUGAAUAUACCUUUAUACACGGAAUAAAACCUCAACCUUUGGAUUAUUUUAAAGGGCAUAUACCUCCAUCAAAAUUCUCUAGUUUUUUGGUACACUUUAAUAAACAUCUUCGUCAUCAACAAGAAAAUAUUUUUCGAAUUUAUUAAAAGGUAACUGAAAUAAUUUAAUAUUUCUUGUGUUUAAAAUUGUUCUCUAAACAACAAUGAAUUUUUUGGGCCUUUAAAUCUUCAAAAAAAUAUUUGUUUCACAAUUUGAGUGUUUGAGAACAAUUUUAAAAAAUAAUUUUUGAAUCUUCUAUUUAUUUUUUGCCUUAUAAUUUCCUUUUUCUCUUGUGUGAUUUUCUUAUGACCUCAAAUCAAUCUAUUUUUGAUUGUUUUCAAUUACGCAUUUUGAUGUUUUUAUAUUACUUGUGUAUUUCCCUGUGAUUUUAUUUCAAUUUUUUAAUGUCAUUUAGAAACAUCUCCUCAUUGAGCUUUAAUUUAUUCAUCAAUCUGAAACAUCAUUUAAUUUCUUAUUGGCAUUUAAAAUAGUAAAAAGGCAUAAUCAAACUAUGGGGUUUUUUGAUUAAAAUUUGGUUAUAUUCUGUUUUUGCACUGGUUCCAAGCAUUGGUUAUGUCUUUUUACCAUAAUGUUUUUGAAAAAUAUUUUAUACUUGUAAAUACAUAUUGGAAAAAAUAAAAUUUAUUUUUAAAUGCAUGAAUAUAAAGAUGUAAAACAUGGAUUUGCGCCUCAUAUAAAGUCGAGAUUGAACGUAGUCCACAGGACAUUUGUACAAUGUUGUACAGUCAAUUGUGAUUAGAUAGGGAUUCCAGAA